UCGCGGUGGUGCGCUCUAUAAAAGUGUAAACGCGACCUGGUAGAGACAUCAGUUCGACGCAUUGGCUCAUCUCCAUCAGGUCAACAUGAAAGUAUUUGUCUGUUUGCUGGCUGUGGCCGCGGUGGCUCAAGCAGGAUUCAUUGGAGGAGGAGCUGGUGGUGGUGGCUACGGCGGUGGUGGAUCCUCCCACGGCGGCGGCGGAGAUGGUGGCUACAGCUACGGUGGCGGCGGUGGCGGUGGCUCAGAUCACCAUGGCGGUGGUGGUGGUUCCCCGCCUGUCAAAGUCAUCAAAGUGAUCCACGAAACUGCUCCAGCUGGUGGCUCUGGAGGCUGGCAAUCCGGAGGAGGCGGCGGCGGCGGCGGCUGGUCGGCUGGCGGUGGUGGCGGAUAUGGUGGACAUGGUGGACACGGCGGCGGUGGCGGCGGCCAGGAAAUCAAAAUCAUCAAGAUCAUCUCGCAGCAGGCUUCGUCUGGCGGCCAUGGUGGUGGCGGCUAUGGAGGUUCCUCUGGAGGAUAUGGUGGUGCAUCUGGUGGCGGCUGGUCAUCGGGUGGUGCUUCCAGCGGUGGCUGGUCCUCUGGAGGUGGAGGUGGUGCUGAAGCUGUGAAGAUCAUCAAAGUCAUCUCGGAAUCGGACUCUGGAGCUGGAGACUCCGGUGGUUGGUCCUCGGGUGGUUCGUCCUACGCUGGACCCAGUUCCUCGUAUGGUCCUCCCAGUUCCUCGUACGGCCCUCCCAGUGGCUCCUACGGUGCCCCAUCCAGUGGUGGCUGGUCCUCCGGCGGAGCUUCCAGCGGCGGUUGGUCGUCAGGUGGCUCCUCCAGCGGAGGUUGGGCUCCCCAGGGCGGUGGCAGCUGGUAAUUGUGAUAACCCGUGAUUUUAUUGUCUUCAUUCCACCACCCCACACCCAUUGUUCCAUCUCACAUCCAUUUCUCUGUUAUGCCCCAUACCACCAUAUUUGUUAAAUAAAACUUUUCUGUUUGAUCAUUUCCCAAAAAAAGGAGUGUCUAAUUUGCCAAACUCUAGCGCACGGAAAAAAGGAGCAACCCAAGAAAUCCUUUUACAACUUU
This is a messenger RNA of Drosophila mauritiana, 1065 nucleotides long. RefSeq names its product loricrin. Lineage: Eukaryota; Metazoa; Arthropoda; Insecta; Diptera; Drosophilidae. The coding region runs from base 86 to 856 and encodes 256 amino acids. The record is from RefSeq and is a predicted model, not a curated record. The transcript has a single exon.